AUGUCCCAACCAACGACUGCCAUACUACCCCAGCUUCCCAACAAGCUCCAUCUGCAUUAUGCCAGUUACCUCAAUGGACAAUCCAUAGUCCGACUCAGCAAGACUUGCAAAGCCCUGAGGGCUGUAUUCCGGGAUGAGGCGCAGAGGAUCAUCAAGCACGUGGAAGCGGAUGCCCUAACGUACGACCACUACUGGAACGGGGUCAGGCUCCCGGAGGACCAUCCCGACAUCAUUUCGUGGUUCCGAUUUCAACGGAGUACGGGCCCCGAGAGGUUUGCGUAUGAACCUCUUGGUCGGUAUGGGCACCGGCAGCGACUGGAAGACGCGGUGAGAAAGGGGAAUGGCGAGGAGAUCCAACGGUUUCUGGAAGCCGGACUUAUGCCGACCGUGUGGUCGCGCGGCCUUUACGGGCCGUUGCUGCACGGGGUCAUUAAAUGCCGGAAAGCCUUCAAGGAGCCCAUCCGCACGGUGUUCCUUUUGCUCGAGGUCGGCGCCCGGCCCAACGUCCUCGACGAUUACCGUCACACCGCGCUGGAUGCUGGGGCGACCUUCGACCCGAGUCCCGCCGAUGGGGCAUUGCUGGAGCUGAUUCUUGCGUAUGGUGGGAAGGCAAGCAGAUUUCCCGUGCUUGCGACGUUAUACAGGGCGGCGAUUGUCCAUAGAAAUUACGAUGGCAAUGGUCUUGAACAUGGCUCGAGGCUAGUCCGCAAGGCGAUCGCCAACGGUACGAACGUGGUCCGCGCGGUGGGUCCUGCCUUCAAGAAUCUUCUGAGAUUGGGAGGGGGGGGUAACCGUGAGGAGUUCAGCACCGAACAGGUGUGCGACCUGGUAGGCCUCGUGCCCGAACUUUUGGAUCUGGUCGAUAAGGGGGGUGAGACCGCGAUGGACUAUAUAAUGAAAGACCGGCCCGCGGUUGCGUGGUCUCUAGAACAGACCAAACACCCUCGCAUUGGGAAAAUACGAGACACCUGGAUCACUAGGCAAGGAGGCAAGCGCUAUUGUCAGAUUCUCAACGCGCCGGAGCUGUGGGAGUACUUGGAGAGCCUGGAAGCCAUAGAGCCGGAUCUUCAGAGUCUGCAGGAGGAAGCGGUUCAAUUGUCGUUUGAUGAUAUCAUGAAGUACCACCCAGCCGUCGCGCUUUACAUGGAGGUGAUCAAUCAUCCUCGGAUUGACGAUCUGGCCAACACAUGGAUCAUGGAGCGAGGGCGUGAGAUCUAUCAGGAGGCGCUCAACAGCCCUCUUUUUGUGUCAGCUGAAGUAUAUAUACUGCUUGAGAAACUUGCAGCUACAUGGCUUCUAGAGUAG
Messenger RNA from Aspergillus aculeatinus CBS 121060, 1305 nucleotides. RefSeq lists its product as uncharacterized. Gene Ontology annotation, molecular function: protein binding. The transcript has a single exon. NCBI's taxonomy places the organism in Eukaryota, Fungi, Ascomycota, Eurotiomycetes, Eurotiales, Aspergillaceae. The record is from RefSeq and is a predicted model, not a curated record. The coding region runs from base 1 to 1305 and encodes 434 amino acids.